AUGGCCGAAACUAAGUUGACGAUGUCCCUGGAUGAUCUAAUAGCACAGGCAGGGAAAAAGAAAGAGAGGAGGCCUCAGCAACAGCGGCCGGCCUCCGGCCAGGCACCAAAGUCUGGUCCCCGGAAAGGACUGCGGAGAAACCGGCAAAAGAACGCCGCGAACGGCAACGCGGCUCCUACUCAGCCACGGCCCAAGCAGCAACCUCAGCAGCAGCAGCCACAGCAACAGCAGCAACCUCAACAGCAGCAGCAGCCGCGCCAGACGCAGGCCCAGCAAGGCGGUCAGCGCAUUCGCAAAAGUGGCGCGCCAAACCUCGGUAUUCGCGGUGGACAGGUGCAGAAGCGUAACGUUAUCGAAGUGCCGGUCAAGAUGAUCAGGUCUCCACAGCAGGCUCUCCCGCCUCCGCGGAGACAGGCAUUGCCUAUGCGGCAACAAGCUCCGGAGGGCAAGUGGCAGCAUGACAUGUACGCUGAUGACUACCAGCCUCCGCGACGUGCUCCCGUUCCUACAGCCCCGAGUACCAAGCUCAUCGUUACCAACCUUCAUCACCAAGUUUCCGAGGACGACUUGCUGGAGCUGUUCUCAACGUGCGGCACCGUCAAGAGCAAAGCCAUCAACUACGACAACUCCGGGCGCUCCCUGGGCUCGGGGUGGGUCGUGUUUGAGACCCGGGCGGAGGCGGAGGCGGCCAAGAAGGAGUACCACGGCGUCAAGCUGGAUGGGCGGCCCAUGGAGAUUACCUUCGCGGACGGAGCUGGUGCCGGAGCCUCCUUGACGAAGCUAUCUUCGGGCAUCUCGGUUCAGAAGCCUGGCGGGGGUGGAGCGGGUGGCGGCCGGGCCGGCGGUGGCGGCGGUGUGGGCAAAGCCGCGGGCGGCAACGGGGGCCAGCGCCUGGCGGCGGCUGCGAUCCGGGAGACGGCAGCGGCUUCGCGGGGCGGGGCCGAGCGAAAUGGCCGCGGCAACAGACUCCGUAGCGCCGUGGUAGGCCGAGCGCAACUGGAUGCGGACCUGCAGGACUACAUGCAGGAGUGA
This is a messenger RNA of Volvox carteri f. nagariensis, 1032 nucleotides long. RefSeq lists its product as uncharacterized. Bases 1 to 1032 code for a protein of 343 amino acids. Gene Ontology annotation, biological process: mRNA export from nucleus. The record is from RefSeq and is a predicted model, not a curated record. Gene Ontology annotation, molecular function: mRNA binding. The transcript has 9 exons. Gene Ontology annotation, cellular component: nucleus. Lineage: Eukaryota; Viridiplantae; Chlorophyta; Chlorophyceae; Chlamydomonadales; Volvocaceae.